GGGCUGGACUAAUGGGCGCCCUCUCCCCACCCAAAGCGGCGCGGUGAUUGGUCAUCCCUGCACGUCAAUCUUCGCUCGGUCUGAAGCCGUCGCGGCUUUGCCGUGUUGACGGUCCGAGCGGCGGUGGUCGAGCCAGCUCUUCGCCAUGAGGAUGAUCGAGAGCGCUGAUGCCACCGUCGCCAGGUCCAGCGAAGACCUCUGGGCUGAAAUCUGCUCCUGUCUGCCCCGGCCAGAGCUUCAGGACGACAGCGAGGCGUUCACAGACUCCUUCACGGAUGCGUACGCCGAUGGGGGAAGUCAGAGCAAUGUGUCCGGAGGCUCUUCCCAAACAAACCUCAAGCCCUGGGCUCCCCUGAAUGAUUCAGAGGUGUAUUUGGCAUCCCUCGAGAGAAGACUGAUGAGAAUAAAAGGUUUGUCUCAAGAGGUGACCUCCAAGGACAUGCUGCGUACUCUUUCCCAAGCUAAGAAAGAAUGCUGGGACAGGUUCCUGCAGGAGAAGUUUGAGUCUGAAUUUUACGUAGAGGGACACGAAUCUGAUGAGAGCACAUUAGAGCAUCUAAAGCGCUGGCUACAGCCUGAUAAAGUGGCAAUCAAUACUGAAGAAGUACAGUACCUCAUCCCUCCAGAAUCACAGGCAGAGAAGCAGGAGACCGAAGAACCUCCAGCUGCUGAGCAGUGAGAUACAAGCCAUGCCUCUCAUCCAAACCCCAACGAAGCUGUGUGCAGGAACAGUAAUAAAUAACCCGAGUGGGGGAGGGAGGCAUAAGCACGUAUUGUCAGUCAUUUAAAAAAAUGAAAGAAAGCAAAGACAACAACAAAACUGCUCUGGACCUCCAGAGAUAUUGACUGGCAUUCGUUGUAAGAGUGAAACAGCAUACAUUGAACUGAAAUCCUACUUCAAUCUAGUCCCAACCUGUAGCAACCUAAUCAUUCCAGCAUGAAUGUGAAUUGUCUGUAGCUCGUCAGGAGGCACGCUGAACAAAAGAAAGAGCAGUUGUUCAGAAGCAUCAGAAAACAUAAUGGUCUAGAAUAGAACAGAUAAACCACUGAAUCAAUUUUUUUUUCCUGUCUUGUACCUCUUUGAUCACUAAAUUGGGUAUUCUUUUCUUGCAAAGUUCACUGUGUUUUCUAUUGAACUUCACUGUUUAUGAUUGAGCUGGCCCUGAGCUGUGCCUGGAGGAGGACAGAUACUGUUCACCUACCUGAACUUUGAGUCCUAAAGGAAACUGUCACUGCAGUCGUUAAAUUGAUGAUAAUAUUGAGAUUGUAGCAACAGGAGACUACUUAACAUUCCUGUCUUUGUAAUGUUCCUUCCCACUAUAUUGGCCAUCCAAACUCUGAUAGAGAACGAGCUGGAGAGGGAGUAUUUUUAUUAUCGGUCAUGUUGUAUCUGUUUCUCUCAUCAACUUCCGCCCCUCCAGGGGAGGGUCAGAUGAGUUCCUACAUCAGGAAAACAAGUGUGAUAACCAAGGAGGCUACAAAUAGCUUGUUUUCAUCACAAACUAGCACAGAAUUAUUUGACUUUAUAUUCUAGUAUGUGCAUAUAUAUAUAUAUAUAUUAUAUUAUUCAAUCCUGUUUCCUCUACAGAGGGUUGUUUCCCAUUAUUAAUCAAAGAAUCAGCAAUUGUGUACUUGUAUAAGACUAAUGCUUCUGUGAGCUGUGCUUUCUGUCUUAGCAUUGACACUAAAGGUCGAUAGAGGGAAGCAGUGUACAUCUUCUGUCAGAUAAAGCUCUUUAGACAGAAAUUGCAGGGGUAGUUCUAGCAGCUUAUGCACGCUAGCCUGUUCAUUAUGUAUCUAUGAAAAUACAUUUUUAAAAGGAGCUCCUUGGUACCACCUUCAUUGUUUCCUGUCACUGUACAAUUAUAAAUGGUGCUAUUGUUUCAUCCCCUGACAGCUGUUAUUCUGUUGCUGCUUCUUCAGUGUCGUGACUUGGUGUUUGCCCACACAAUCAGCCUUACCCAUGUAACCACCCACCCCAGCCUUGCCAUUUACUAAAGAAGUCACACUCAGAGGUCUCCAUUAGAACAAACACUGAGGUUUGAGAAAUAUGGUGAAUCACAUGAAUGUCAGUGAUAUAGGACCUACAAAGAUCUGGCAGUGUUGAAAAGGGUCUCUUUGUCAUCUUUUAAAUGUCCCUAUUAAUUUAUCUCUAAAAAUAAGUCUGCUAUGCUGUACAGUCAGAUAAUGUGCUGUAAAUACUCUCACCUGUGCUGUCAAGCUGUAAUGAAGAUGCUUUUGAGUAUUUAUCAGAAAUGGUAUGUACAAAGAGAAAAAUGCAGUUUCUUUUUCUGUUCCCAGGCUAUUUUACAGUCAAUACCCUUCCUUCUUGUGAUUAACAGUGGCUGUGAAGAUGCUUUAUAUCAUCUUGUCUAUUCCCAUUAAAGCUAUCUGAGCAAGAAAUGUA
Messenger RNA from Anas platyrhynchos (mallard), 2407 nucleotides. Lineage: Eukaryota; Metazoa; Chordata; Aves; Anseriformes; Anatidae. The record is from RefSeq and is a predicted model, not a curated record.